AUGAUGUUGGUUGCAAAGAACAUCAUUUGUACAGCAUCUCAUCGAUGCCUAUAUGUCUUGAAUACCAGGCAGAACUCGUCACUGUAUGCAUCCUAUGAGAGAAAGCUCGAAAACUACUUCAAAACAGGGCUGUUCAAUCUCGUGAACGAAAACGCAGAGAAGGGCCUCGAGGACCUCAGGAAAGCCAUGCAAAUAGUAUACCCCAGAAAGAUCCCAUUGAUAGCAUUUGACGUCGAAGCGUACGAGAGAAACCUCAAAAAGGUGACGGAAAUUGGUAUCGCCAUCUAUGACCCUGUGGCGCUGGAAGGUUCGAUAUUUCCCAUAAUUAAGCAGACUCACUUGGUCAUCAAAGAGCACCAGAAAUUGGUCAAUGGCAGGUUCUGUCCCGAUAACAAAAAGCUGUUCAUGGGUGGCGUAUCGUACUUAGUAAGCCUCAAGCAGUCCAAAAACAUCAUCACCAGUGUUCUUCAAGAAUACGUCAACAAUAGAAAUGCGGCGUUUGUGGGCCAUCAUAUAGAAGGAGAUAUCAAGUGGUUUCGAAGUAUUGGAAUCGAAGUCUCAAACAACGCUCCUAUCGUCGACAGUAACAAGCUCUACGCGCUCUCGAGGAAAAGAGGAGGAACUCUUCGGGGGGUGCUUCGACUACUAGGAAUCCCUCAUGGAUAUCUUCACAAUGCUGCCAAUGAUGCCUAUUAUACGCUUCUUGCAACCAUGGCCCUCUGCGAUCCAGUGAUACGGACACAAAAGGGCCUCGACGUGUUUGUGGAUAAUGUCAAGGUACCCGAAGGCGAGGCCCGUCUCCAGAAGUUCUCUGACGUGGCGCAAAUGGUGGUUCCUGUUGAUGAGAAUACCAUUAUAGAUAGUUUGAUAGAACCCUAA
Messenger RNA from Yamadazyma tenuis ATCC 10573, 879 nucleotides. RefSeq lists its product as uncharacterized. Gene Ontology annotation, cellular component: nucleus. NCBI's taxonomy places the organism in Eukaryota, Fungi, Ascomycota, Pichiomycetes, Serinales, Debaryomycetaceae. Gene Ontology annotation, molecular function: nucleic acid binding. The record is from RefSeq and is a predicted model, not a curated record.